ACGCGCCUCAUUGGCGGGUUGUUUUCGUUGACACCGUGACGUUCUCAGCUCGACGAAUAAGGCGCGACGUGUACUCUCGUGUUGUAUCGCGAUCGGACGCCCGUUAAAUUCCGAACGCGCCUGCACAAUCGGCCAUUUCGUCGUAGGCCGUUGUGUGAAGGGUAGUGUGGGGAACUUGUACUGAUUUAUCUGUAAGGCGGCCGAGAAGAACAUUACAUAAUGAAUGAAACCGCAGUCUCCUUUGCCAAGGACUUCAUGGCCGGUGGCAUCUCUGCUGCCAUCUCCAAGACAGCCGUUGCCCCCAUCGAAAGAGUGAAGCUUCUUCUUCAGGUCCAACAUGCCAGCAAGCAGAUCACCGCAGAUAUGCAGUACAAGGGUAUCAUGGAUUGCAUUGUCCGUAUUCCCAAGGAGCAGGGAUUCCUAUCCUUCUGGAGAGGUAACCUUGCCAACGUCAUCAGAUACUUCCCCACCCAGGCCCUGAACUUCGCCUUCAAGGACAAGUACAAGAAGGUCUUCCUUGACGGAGUCGACAAGCGCACCCAGUUCUGGCGGUACUUCGCCGGUAACCUGGCGUCCGGUGGCGCGGCUGGAGCCACCUCCCUGUGCUUCGUGUACCCCCUCGAUUUCGCCAGGACCCGUCUGGCUGCUGACGUCGGAAAGCCCGGCGCCGGUCGUGAGUUCAACGGCCUGGCCGACUGCCUGAAGAAGAUCUCCAAGUCCGACGGUAUCCGUGGUCUGUACCAGGGCUUCAAUGUGUCCGUCCAGGGCAUCAUCAUCUACAGGGCUGCUUACUUCGGCAUCUACGACACCGCCAAGGGCAUGCUCCCCGACUCCAAGAAAGGCAGCAUCCUGGUCAGCUGGAUGAUCGCCCAGUCUGUCACCGCCGUUGCCGGCCUGACCUCUUACCCCUUCGACACCGUGCGUAGGCGCAUGAUGAUGCAGUCUGGACGCAAAGGAGCGGACAUCAUGUACACUGGUACCAUCGACUGCUGGAAGAAGAUUGCACGCGAUGAGGGUGGCAAGGCCUUCUUCAAGGGAGCCCUGUCCAACGUGCUCAGGGGCAUGGGUGGCGCCUUCGUGCUGGUCCUGUACGACGAGCUGAAGAAGGUCCUCUAAAUCCUCACUGUAUAUGUUGUUUUUUUAACAUCACUGUAAAAUCUGGCUAAAUGUAACAUUAUUUCCGGUUCUAUGGACUCAGCAGUCAGCCUUAUUUAAUGGGAACAACCUACUAGUGUCUCACCACUAGAGGGCAAUGGCUGUACCUCGUGCAUCUUCAUGUUAAAACGUUCCACCUCCUCUUUGAGCAAUGUCAUUCCUGUAAAAGAUCUGAUACCCUUCCUGUCAUUCAGUAGGUUUGUAUGGUCCUAACUUAAAAUAAAUUUAUUCUGGGAACAAACUUAAAACUGA
Molecule: messenger RNA, 1407 nt
Organism: Gadus morhua (Atlantic cod)
Lineage: Eukaryota; Metazoa; Chordata; Actinopteri; Gadiformes; Gadidae
Product: ADP/ATP translocase 2
Exons: 4
Coding region: 220-1116 (298 amino acids)
Biological process (GO): mitochondrial ATP transmembrane transport; negative regulation of mitochondrial outer membrane permeabilization involved in apoptotic signaling pathway; mitochondrial ADP transmembrane transport
Cellular component (GO): mitochondrial inner membrane
Molecular function (GO): ATP:ADP antiporter activity
Source: RefSeq, a predicted model, not a curated record